Diaporthe batatas is the source of this 2249-nucleotide messenger RNA. RefSeq lists its product as uncharacterized. The transcript is spliced from 7 exons. Lineage: Eukaryota; Fungi; Ascomycota; Sordariomycetes; Diaporthales; Diaporthaceae. Gene Ontology annotation, biological process: proteolysis. The record is from RefSeq and is a predicted model, not a curated record. Bases 303 to 2195 code for a protein of 630 amino acids. Gene Ontology annotation, molecular function: tripeptidyl-peptidase activity; serine-type endopeptidase activity.
CUCCCCGCAGCUAAUCAUGUGCUAAUUGCACGGCUUCCAGAAAGACCUUCUUUCCUGAAGUGCCUGCCUAGGUUGAUUGAUGUUCAUAGGCUGCACAGAAGCUUACAAGCAAUCUCUUUCCUCCUUCCCUUCCUUCCCCUUCCGUGGCCUUUCACACCGUUCGUCCUUGUCUUCUCUACCUGGGUAGCUAACUUAUGCGAGAGUGCACCAUCCCACGCACUUAAUCAUUGUCGGUCCACCGUACCAAAAAUUCGGGGUUGACUUACCCUGGCCAAAACCGUGUGGUAACCUAACGACCGACCAUGCGCUUCUCGACCGUUGCAGGCACAGCGGCCCUGGCUCUCGCAUGCUCCGCGAUUCCUACAUCUGGCCGAUACAAUCUCCACGAGAAGCGAGACAGUAAGGCGCACGCAUGGCAGAAGCGUGAUCGCCCUGUCGCUGAUCAGAUUUUGCCUAUUCGGAUCGCCCUCAAGCAGCGGAAUCUUGAGAAUGCUGAGGCUUAUAUCUAUGAUGUCGCGAACCCGAGCUCUCCUAACUUUGGCAAGCAUUGGUCUGCGGAAAGGGUUGCAAACACCUUUUCUCCGCAUCCAGAGACCAAGGAUACAGUAAUUGACUGGCUUGUUGAGUCCGGUAUCGACCCCUCCAGGCUAUCUCCGUCAACCGGUCACAACUGGGUGCAGUUCGAAGGGACGGUCCAGGAAGCAGAGAAACUGUUCGCCACGGAAUACUGGCACUACGAGCACAAAGCAAGCGGCGGGCUGCGCCUCGCCUGCGACCACUACAGCCUUCCCGAGCACGUCCAGGCGCACGUGGACUUCGCUAUGCCGACGGUCCAGCUGGACGGCCUGAAGCCCGUGGCGAACGUCGACCGCAGUCUGAUGGCACGCAUCCCUGGUGGCGCCAAACUCGGCUCAUUGCCGUGUGGUGAGCUGAUCACUGUCGACUGCCUGCGGAAGCUGUACAACUUCCCCGCAGGGAACUCGUCGGCUGCAGAAAAUGAGAUGGGCAUCGGCGAAUGGGCUGAUUAUCUCUAUGAGGAGGACCUUCCGGAGUACUUCAGGAACUUCAGCUCGCCCGAGAUUCCAGCUGACACUCGCCCUGAGUUUAUCGCGAUCGAUGGCGGUCUGAAGGCGAACUUGACUACCGUCUCGCAGGGCUCUGGUGUUGAGUCUGCUCUUGACUUUCAGGCUGCUUACUCCAUUAUUUAUCCCCAGAAGUUGCGAUUGUACCAGGUUGGAGAUGGCAUUAACGUGGAUAGUGUGGGGACUUUCAACAUUUUCUUGGACGCUUUAGACGCCAGCUACUGCACGUAUCAAGGCGGUGACCAGCCUUACAUCGAUCCCGCAUAUCCUGAUCCGAACGAUAAUGAGAGCGGCUACCAAGGCCCCCUUCAAUGCGGAGGUGCUCCGAAGUCGAAUGUGAUUUCGGUCAGCUACGGUCAGAUCGAGGGUGCUUUGCCAGAAUUUUAUCAAGUCCGCCAAUGCAAUGAGUGGAUGAAACUCGGACUCCAGGGAGUGAGCGUUCUGUUUGCGAGCGGAGACUCAGGUGUUGCGAAUCGCUACAACGCUGGAUAUCCAGACUCUUGCCUGAAUGCAGACCUACCCUACGUGGACAACAAUGGAACUCGCUUCUCACCCUCAUUCCCGGCUAACUGUCCCUACAUAACAGCUGUCGGAGGAACUGACCUCAUCGGCAACACCACUGACAGCGGGGAACGCGCCGUUGCCGCAUUCGGUUCCGGUGGCGGAUUUUCAAAUGUGUUCGCCUUACCAUCGUGGCAGGCUUCAGCAGUAAAGGGCUUCCUCGGGAAAUAUGCCCCUUCGUAUGGCCCCAACGUGUACAAUGACAGCGGCAACGCGAGGGGUUUCCCCGAUGUGGCGGCCAUCGGCCUGAAUGUUGCCACGGUCUUCAACGGGACCACUUACGGCGUCGGUGGCACCAGCGCCUCGGCGCCCAUAUUUGCGGGCAUCGUGACGCUGCUCAACGAGGCCCGCAUCGCGGCCGGAAAGGGUCCAGUGGGUUUCCUGAAUCCGACCUUCUACAGCAACCCGGAAGCUUUUAAUGAUAUUACCAUUGGGAAUAACCCUGGCUGUGGGACCGCCGGGUUCAACGCGACGCCGGGAUGGGAUCCGGUCACUGGGCUGGGGACGCCAAACUUCCAGAGGCUGAAGGAUAUCUUUCUGGCUCUUCCAUGAGCAUGUAGAGAACGGCAUCCAACCCAGUGCUGACAAUAUGUGAAGGAGAUGAGC